GGUUAUAAAGUCCUCAGAGACAGGCUGGGACUGGAGGUCUCCCCAAAUCUGAGAAUAAGAUCAUGGCGCGCCGAACCCUGUUCUUGGUGCUCUUGGGGGUCCUGGCCCUGACCGAGACCUGGGAAGGCUCCCACUCUUUGAGAUAUUUCGAUAUCGCCAUGACCUGGCCGGGCCGCAGAGAGUACCAGUACAUGACCGUCGGCUACGUGGACAACACGCCGUUCGUGCUCUUCGACAGCUACUCCGCCAAUCCAAGGAUGGAGCCGCGGGCGCAGUGGAUGGAUCAGGUGGGGCCUGAGUAUUGGGAAGAUCAGACACGGGUCUGCAAAAACUCGGCACAGAUCGACCUAGGAAACCUGCGCAACCUGCUCGGCUACCACAACCAGAGCGAGGGCGGAUCUCAUACACUCCAGUGGACCCUGGGCUGUGAAGUGGGGCCGGAUGGACGCCUCCUCCGCGGGUACCAUCAGGCAGCGUAUGACGGCGUAGAUUACCUCGCUCUCAACCAGGACCUGCACUCCUGGACCGCGGUGGAUGCGGCGGCUCGGAUCACACUGCACAAGUGGGACACGGAAUUUUACAGGGCCUACCUGGAGGGCCCGUGCGUGGAGUGGCUCCACAGAUACCUGGAGAAGGGGAAGGAGAUGCUGCUCCACUAGACCCCCCCAAAGACACGAGUGACCUACCACCCCAGCCCUGAAGGAGACAUCACCUUGAGGCGCUGGGCUCUUGGCUUCUACCCUAAGGAGAUCACUCUGAUCUGGCAGUGGGAUGGGGAGGACCAGACUCAGGAGAUGGAACUUGUGGAGACGAGGCCUGCAGGGGAUGGAACCUUCCAGAAAUGGGCAGCUGUGGUGGUGCCUGCUGGAGAGGAGCAGAGAUACACAUGCCAUGUGCACCAUGAGGGGCUGCCUGAGCCCCUCACUCUGAGAUGGGAGCCACCUUCUCAGUCCACCAUCCCUGUCAUGGGAAUUGUUGUUGGCCUGGUUCUCCUUGUAGCUGUGGUCACUGGAGCUGUGGUGGCUGUUAUGAUGCAGAGAAGGAAUGCAGGUAGGGAAAUGGAGGGAUCUGAGUAUUCUUGUUCCAGGCCCCUGGUAGAAGUGAACUCUGCCUCAUUAAUGGGAAGCACCAUCCACAGGCACUUGCUGACGCUCUAUUGUAUAGCACAAGGAAAAUUCAGCACAAAUUUAUUACCUUUAUGAUGGUGAUGAUGAAGACACCUGAUUCCCAGAAGUCAGAGGUCACAGGGAAAGUCACUGCUGAGGACAGACCUCCAGGAUGGCAGUUGAUUAAGUUCCUGAAUAUCUCCUUUUCUUAUGUUUCCCUGAGUCUGUGGUCGCAAUCUAGAAACUUCCCUGAGGUCUAAGACUAGGGCGUUCCUCUGGGCCCUCAUGGCCCUGCCUUCUCCUUGGCUCCUCACAGGUUGUUUUUAU
This is a messenger RNA of Marmota monax (woodchuck), 1433 nucleotides long. RefSeq names its product HLA class I histocompatibility antigen, alpha chain G-like. NCBI's taxonomy places the organism in Eukaryota, Metazoa, Chordata, Mammalia, Rodentia, Sciuridae. Gene Ontology annotation, biological process: antigen processing and presentation of endogenous peptide antigen via MHC class I via ER pathway, TAP-independent; antigen processing and presentation of endogenous peptide antigen via MHC class Ib; positive regulation of T cell mediated cytotoxicity. The record is from RefSeq and is a predicted model, not a curated record. Gene Ontology annotation, cellular component: external side of plasma membrane. Gene Ontology annotation, molecular function: signaling receptor binding; peptide antigen binding. The transcript is spliced from 5 exons.